Molecule: messenger RNA, 849 nt
Organism: Perkinsus marinus ATCC 50983
Lineage: Eukaryota; Perkinsozoa; Perkinsida; Perkinsidae
Exons: 9
Coding region: 1-849 (282 amino acids)
Molecular function (GO): protein binding
Source: RefSeq, a predicted model, not a curated record
AUGGAGGCACGGCGGUUUGGCGGGACAUUUAUCGACGACGACAUUCAGUUGAAAAGAGAUGCGGCCUUUCCUACGAAGGCUGUUGCUGCUCUUGCAUGUCUGCCGUUUUCUGAUGGUUAUGCUGCUGGGGCUUAUGCUGAUGGUGGGCUUACGAUAUGGCGGCUCGACAACCAAGGAGCUGCAGCGAGCUGGGUUGGUCAUAGAGGAGGGGCGGCCACAUCGGUAUGCCAUAUGGAAGGCUCGAAGCUCGCUUCUGUCGGGUCGGAUGGUUACGGUCGUGUUUGGGACACUACAGCAGUUGACAAAUGCAUAUGGUCAUCUCCACCUCCCACUCGGGAAGGCGAGGAGCCCUCUAUGCGGAUAAAGAAGCAGUUCACGAGUGUGUCUAGAGUGGAUGCUCAUGUGGUCAUCGCUGGGCGAAAGGACUCUUCCUGGCGAGUUUACGAUACCCGACUGGGUAGCCGCGUCACUGAGGUUGGUAGAUGCGAGAUGAACGAUUGGUGUAUGUGUGUCGAAGCAGAUGGUGGGCAAGGUUCGCAUAUGGUUCGAGCAAGCGACAAAGCGGUGAAGAUAUUUGAUCUAAGGCGUUGUGGAAGUCCACUGCAACAACGGCAUCAGAGUCCUCGCCUAUUGACAAGGUUUUGCUCUGAUGGGCGGUAUCGGUUGGUAUCUUGUGGGUUGGACGGGCGAGUUCUCGUGUCAAGUCUGGAGAGGGACGAUUCGAAGCGAGGGCCUUCUGAGGUUCAUAGUGAAGAUGAUUAUAUGUUGGCUUGUGCAUUCGACUCGGCUCGACUGGUUGUGGCGGGGCUCCGAGGCAAAGUUAAUAUCUUUGGCUUUGAUGGUCGUUGA